AUGCGUUUCAUCACCGCCAUCCUUGCCCUCGCGGCUACCGCGGCUGCUGCCCCCGAGAUUAAGAGAUGGUCCUCGCUGGAUCAGAUCAGCGUGCAGGAGGCGAACGAUGCUUGCGGCAAUAACCUGGAGCUGCACUGCUGCAACAAGGAGAUUGACCAGGCCGCUGGCCACGGCGAUGUCUCGAAGAACCCGGGUGUUCUUGGUGGCCUUCUCGAUGGCGCCAGUGUCUUCGAUGAAUGCUCCCAGCUGUCGGUGGCACUUCUCAUCGGCGUUCAGGAUCUGCUGAAGUCCAAGUGCACGGCCAAGGCUGUCUGCUGCCAGCGCUCGCCGUCCAACGCUGCUGGCGGUCUCAUCAAUGCCGGCUUACCUUGCAUCGCCCUCGGAAGCCUCAUUCAGUAA
Messenger RNA from Purpureocillium lilacinum, 399 nucleotides. RefSeq lists its product as uncharacterized. Gene Ontology annotation, cellular component: fungal-type cell wall. NCBI's taxonomy places the organism in Eukaryota, Fungi, Ascomycota, Sordariomycetes, Hypocreales, Ophiocordycipitaceae. The record is from RefSeq and is a predicted model, not a curated record. Gene Ontology annotation, molecular function: structural constituent of cell wall.